AUGUAUUUAAAGCCCGAAAAUGUUGAUUCAACUGUAUUUGUCACACCAACAUUAAAUAAGAGUCGUGAUGUUCAUGUUCAAACAUUCGACGAAAUAGUAUCACCACCAAUGACUACAAUGCCAACAAUUGAAGAAAAUCUCGAAACAUCAACAUCUCCAUUACCACCACUUGUUGAUAUGUUAUUUUCUCAUAUGAAUGGUGUUAAUCAAUGGAUUAAUAGAUUUUGUACAGGUCAUGAAGGAAUUCAAAAUGAUAUAAGUACAAUUCGAGAUCAUCUUGAAAAACUUAAUCGAGCAACAAGUCACAUGAUCUUUUCAAAUGUUAAAAUGUUUCAAUCGAAUUCAGAUGAAAAUAGUGAACAUUGUCAUUCGUCACAUGAAUGA
Molecule: messenger RNA, 384 nt
Organism: Rotaria sp. Silwood2
Lineage: Eukaryota; Metazoa; Rotifera; Eurotatoria; Philodinida; Philodinidae
Source: the annotation of a GenBank genome assembly